Messenger RNA from Sinocyclocheilus anshuiensis, 1231 nucleotides. Its product is annotated as transmembrane protein 160-like. Bases 78 to 689 code for a protein of 203 amino acids. The record is from RefSeq and is a predicted model, not a curated record. The transcript has 4 exons. Lineage: Eukaryota; Metazoa; Chordata; Actinopteri; Cypriniformes; Cyprinidae.
CGCGGCGGCGUCUUUACGCACGCUCACCUGCAGUGUCAAAGUUUAGAGGUCGGGUAAAGGUCGUGUCAUCACAAGCAAUGGCUUCCAUAAGUUGGUUAACAUGCAGGCGGUUUUCUUGGCUCGUGCGGCGGCCGCUGCUGCUGCAGUAUGUUUGGGCUCCAGCGCGAGCGCUUCACCGGGGGAGCGCGCGACGCGCGGCGGAGAAAACCCCGCUGAACAGAUCACGAUCAUCACCGGAGCAACAGUACUUCACUGAGCUAGACAGAGCUGAUGCGCUGAUGCUGCGGAAGUCUCAUGAAACAGGAUUUUUGUCCUGGUUCCGGAAUGGUCUCCUGGCAACAGGAAUCGGCGUUAUUGCGUUUGCGCAGAGUGAAGUGGGCCGAGAGGCCGGAUACGUGUUCUUCAUCCUGGGUGGAGUGUGCAUUUCGUUCGGCGGAGCGUCAUAUGUGACCAGUCUUCUGACCCUGAGGAGGAUCAUGCUCCUCUCUCGGCUGACUGUGCUGCUCCACGCGGGCCUGGUGUCCGUCGCCGCCCUCUUCUGGCUGUGUGCGGUAUCACUCUACAUCGGCCGCCUGGAGUUGGAGAUCAUUCACGAGGAGGAUGAGGAAGAGCAUGGAGGAGAUGAAGGCGGGGAGUGCGCCGAAUGCAGGGCGAGACGCGGCGCUGAAGAAAAAGGCCAAGACAAGUGAGACGAGAGGAGACUCCGAGUUCAAAUGGCCUUUUACACUGACCCACAGACAGAUUUCUGUAUUCACAAGCUGUUUAAACUGCUUUAAGAGAAAAGGCGAAACUGCUUUGUGGAGUUGGGGCUUCUAUCAACAUAAUUGUGCAGUACUCUAGUGCUUGAUUUAUCGGGUUGAGUGAGUUUUUGUGUUUGUAAUAUUCCUGAACAACAGCUGUCCCACUGCGUACAAAGGGUCAGUGACAUAAAUACAUAUUUUUCCUUUGCAAUGUUUUUGUUGGAUGUGGGGUGUGUGUGCUGGAACAUGAAAGUUGAUUUCUAAACUAGUCUUAUCAGGCAAGUAGUUAAGCAUCUUGAUCGUUCAACUGUUAUAAAUGGACAUGUUCUCUAUUUUAUAUAGUGACGUGAUUCAGAAAUAACAGUUUUUUGUUUUGUUUUUGGUAACUCACUUUACAAUAAGGUUUGAUUUUCUAACAUUAGUUAAUGCAUUAAUAUCAUAAACUAAUAAUAAAAACCUAUUUUUACAUCAUUUAGGAAUACAGCAUACAU